Messenger RNA from Purpureocillium lilacinum, 1434 nucleotides. RefSeq lists its product as uncharacterized. Lineage: Eukaryota; Fungi; Ascomycota; Sordariomycetes; Hypocreales; Ophiocordycipitaceae. The record is from RefSeq and is a predicted model, not a curated record. Gene Ontology annotation, biological process: proteolysis. Gene Ontology annotation, molecular function: serine-type carboxypeptidase activity. Gene Ontology annotation, cellular component: fungal-type vacuole.
AUGAAGCCUACGCUGGCGGCGUUCUUUCUGGGCGCCUUGCCGGCCCUCGCGCUGCGCCCCGUCGGCAGCCAGCCCAAGGACAGCUCCCAAAGACCCGACGAUCACUGGGACGCAAUCGUUCGAGGCUCGAGCGUCCAGGGCGCGAGCAAAGACGCACUCUCCAACUACAAUUUACGCGUCAACAAGGUCGACCCGUCCAAGCUGGGCGUUGACAAGGUCAAGCAGUACAGCGGCUAUUUGGACGACGACCAGCAGGACAAGCAUCUCUUCUAUUGGUUCUUCGAGUCGCGCAAUGACCCAAAGAAUGAUCCCGUCGUGCUGUGGCUCAACGGCGGCCCCGGAUGCUCGUCGUUGACCGGCCUGUUCCUCGAGCUCGGCCCGGCCAAGAUUGAUCAGAAUCUCCAGGUCGUCAACAACCCGCACUCUUGGAACAGCAACGCAUCCGUCAUCUUCCUUGACCAGCCCGUCAACACCGGAUUUUCCUACAGCAAGCAGCAGGUGGACAGCACAGAGGCCGCCGGGAAAGACAUAUACGCCCUGCUGACUCUUUUCUUCCAACAAUUCCCGGAAUACUCGAAGCAGCCAUUCCACAUUGCCGGCGAGUCGUAUGCCGGCCACUACAUUCCCGUCUUCUCCGCAGAGAUCCUGUCCCAUAGCGAUCGCAACAUCAACCUCAAGAGCGCGCUCAUUGGAAACGGCUUGACGGACCCCUUGACGCAGUACAAGUACUACCGUCCCAUGGCCUGCGGCGAAGGCGGCUACCCUGCUGUGCUGAGCCAAAGCGACUGCCAGUCGAUGGACAAUGCGCUGCCGAGAUGCCAGUCGCUCAUCCAGUCAUGCUACAACUCGAGCGACCCGCAAGCAUGCUCGAGCGCUACCUCGUACUGCAACAACGCCAUGCUCGGCCCGUUCCAGCAGACGGGCAAGAACGUAUACGACGUCCGCAAGAACUGCGAGGGCAGCAACCUCUGCUACGACGAGCUCGAGUGGAUCUCGCAGUAUCUCAACAAAAAGGAAGUGAUUGAGGCCCUGGGCGUCGAGGUGUCUAGCUUCGAGAGCUGCAACUACGACAUCAACCGCAACUUUGCCGCCCACGGCGAUUGGAUGCUUCCCGAGCACCGCAACGUGCCCAAGCUGCUCGAGCAGAUCCCCGUGCUCAUCUACGCGGGCGACGCCGACUUCAUCUGCAAUUGGCUGGGCAACCAGGCAUGGACCAAGGCGCUUGCGUGGCCUGGAAAGGACGCCUUCAACAGCGCUCAACCCCAGACGCUCCGUACCGCCGCGGGCGGCAAAGACUACGGCAAGAUCACGACAGCGCAGAACUUUGCCUUCCUCCAGGUCUUUGGUGCGGGACAUAUGACCCCGAUGGACCAGCCCGAGGCAGCCCUCGACUUUUUCAACCGAUGGCUGGCUGGGGAGUGGAAGUCGAAAUAA